This is a messenger RNA of Acomys russatus (golden spiny mouse), 714 nucleotides long. It is a transcript of the gene Tnfaip8l3, whose product is annotated as TNF alpha induced protein 8 like 3. The record is from RefSeq and is a predicted model, not a curated record. Gene Ontology annotation, biological process: regulation of apoptotic process. Bases 96 to 710 code for a protein of 204 amino acids. NCBI's taxonomy places the organism in Eukaryota, Metazoa, Chordata, Mammalia, Rodentia, Muridae. Gene Ontology annotation, cellular component: cytoplasm. The transcript is spliced from 2 exons.
CCCAUACCGUGUGUGCCGCGUUCACCCGAGGCGGGACGCCGGCUCCAGCGCCCCGCAGGCGGGCAGUGGUGGAUGCGCGGGCGAAAGCCCACAGUAUGGAUUCAGAUUCUGGAGAGCAGAGCGAGGGGGAGCCGGUGACUGCUGCAGGUCCUAGCGUGUUUAGUUCAAAGAGUCUCGCCCUUCAAGCCCAGAAGAAGAUCCUGAGUAAAAUAGCCAGCAAAACUGUGGCGAGCAUGUUGAUCGACGACACCAGCAGCGAGAUUUUUGAUGAGCUGUACAAAGUCACGGAAGAACACACGCGCAGCAAGAAGGAAGCCCACAAGAUCAUGAAAGAUUCCAUCAAGGUGGCGAUCAAAAUCGGUAUCCUCUACCGGAACAAACAGUUCAGCCCGGAGGAGGUUGUCGUUGUGGAGAAACUCCGCAAGAAGCUGAACCAGACCGCCAUGACCAUGGUCAGCUUCUACGAGGUAGAGUAUACCUUCGACACGAAUGUGCUCUCCAAGCUUCUGCACGAGUGCAAGGACCUCGCACACGAACUCGUGCGGCGCCAUUUGACACCCAGAACCCACGGGCGCAUAAACCAUGUCUUCAACCACUUUGCUGAUGUGGAGUUCCUUUCCACUCUCUACGGUCCUCAUGGGAACUGCAGGCCCAAUCUCAAGAGGAUUUGUGAGGGAAUCAAUAAACUGCUGGACGACAAGGUCCUCUGAACAG